Messenger RNA from Stomoxys calcitrans (stable fly), 2468 nucleotides. RefSeq lists its product as uncharacterized. The transcript has 5 exons. Bases 96 to 2345 code for a protein of 749 amino acids. The record is from RefSeq and is a predicted model, not a curated record. Lineage: Eukaryota; Metazoa; Arthropoda; Insecta; Diptera; Muscidae.
UCAAUUAUAUUGGAAAGUGCAGUGUGUUCUGUGUUGUGUUUUGUGUGAUUAAUCUUUUUUUUUUUGCACUAAAGAAAGUAUUCAAAUAACCAAUUAUGUCUCUGGAAAAAUACGAAGCAAGUGAAGAAUGGCGCACGAAUUUAAAAAAAUUUCUUUUUAUUGAACGGAAACCUGCCCUCAAAAAAACGGAUAAUAAAGCGGAUGUUUCUACCAGUCGUUAUAGUUUAGAUGUUGGAAAGGAAUUACAAGAUAUAGUAAACUUGCAUAAAAAUCGAAAACAAACUUAUAUGGAAAAUAAAAAUUGUGCUAUAUCACAGAAUAGUUUAUUUUCAAAAGAAGUUAAGUUCAGCAUGAGUAAAUCAAUACAUACCAGCGAUAGAACAUCAUCUGCAAAUGCUGAAGAAAGCUUGGAUAAUAUAUCAGAUGAAAGUUUUGAAACUUUGGAGAAGAUGUGCGAGAAGACGGCAUCCGACCCCAACAGCACUCUAUUUAAUUAUUUGCAGAAAAACUCAAGCAAGGACGCUCGCAAAAAUUCUCCAGUGCGAAAAAUAAAUGACACAUUUGAAGCCUUGGAAAAGAUGUGCGAUAAAACAGCAUCAGACCCCGAUAGUACACUUUUUAAGUAUUUAAAUAGUGACCAUAAGGAUGAAGUUCUUGCUAUAGCUAAAAAACGAAGUGCAGAUAUAGGCGAAAAAAGUUAUAACAAUAAUGCCGUAAAUGAAAUACGGACAAAGUUUGCGGAUUGCACUAUGCUUGAUGAUGUCGAAGCACCAUCCCGUUUGUGGGAAAAUAGUAUUACUGCUGACGCCGGUUUCCAAACAUCACCUGUCAAAAUGAUAGGACUUAUGCGGCCUUCUACCAUAUUGGAAGAGCCGGUUGACGAAUCUGGAACCUCAGAUGUUUCAUCCCAGAACAGUUUUCAAACGGCAUCGACUAAAGCUCCCGCUAGUGACAUAUCAAGUACUUAUGAUACCGCUCGCGAAUCUACUGUUACCAAUGAAUUGUCGAAUCAACUGCCUAAGGGAGUCGAAAUCAAUGUAGACGAUAUAUUGAUGCAAGCAAUUGAGAAGUCGAAAAAUGCAUCGCUACUGCCGCAAAUACAAACAAACCAUUUUGAAUUAGAUGAAAAUCGUUUUGUUGAUUUGGAAAAUACGCUACGACGCCAAGAGAGCUUAGUGAAGGUUGCCAUCCCUGAUGUCGUAGUAAAAAAUGACGAUAAAAGAGAAAAUGAUGUAACUACUAUCAACGACAGUUCAGAAGAUAUAUCCGUUAUUGAUAUACUUUCCGAAGAUGAACAAGAAACACCAAUCAAAUCGAAUAGUGCCAUGCUGGAAAAUGGGGACAAAGAUUACAUAUCAGUGCUGAACUGCAAUGAACUAAACUAUGAAAAUAAAGAGAAUUUUUCGCUAGAUUCUCUAUCGGAACAAUCUAUGAAAUUUAAUGACACAAUGGAAGAAGUAGAAUAUCUUCUUAAAAAGGGAAUCGAAUAUAUGACAGCAAGCGACGAUGCGGAAGGGCGAAAUGUGCAAAGCAAAUAUCCUCAACUAACUUUGGUUGAAAGUUUAAAGGUUCGACAAGGUUCACAAACUGCAAACUUUAGACAAAAUGAUUCUUUAGAUAAUUCCGAGGCUGCAGCAUUUGUAAAAAUACCUCAGGAAAAUAUCCAGCAACAAACUCCUAAUCGAUUUGCCUUCGAUAUGAGACCAUUUCCAAAACUAGACAUAUUUGGCAAACCGCAACAACCAGCCGUUACCAAUCCGCGUCAAAAAGAAUUGAGUAGUAAACAAACAUUUGCUCACAUUGUUAGCCCAAUAGGCACCUACAUGAAAAAAACCGCUUCAACUCCACUUAUGUCGACCAGCAAGGUAAAGAAUAAGAAUUCUAACCUGCUAAAUUCUACGGCUUUCCGUGAACUUGAAUAUGAAUCUCGCUUGUGUCAACCAAAAAUGGUUUCAAUUGCACACAACAAACAAUGUAAUGGGCUCCCAUCACUGCCUGGAUGUUUGGGCAUUCAAAAAACUUUGCCCAAGAAAGCCUACAUCUCAUCUGAGUUAAAACAUAUCGUCGAUGAACGCACUCCUUUCACCAUACCUGGUGGCAAGAAAAUACAAAAGUAUCUUGAAAAUGCAAUGAUGCCUGCUGUCCUUCGACAUGAUGGUAAAAUUAAAAUUCCUAGUGGCAAAAGUACUAUUUGCCCAACUAUGGCAGAACCGUCGUCUAAAGAGCCAAAUUUAACUUCACAACCUCGAAAUACUUCUCAGCGAAAAAAUGCAAGCUUAGCAGAUCUGUCCGUGAUGUCUGGCGAUGUUUCGAUGUAUACCAUUAUGGAUGCCCAAAAAUUUUAAUGUUUAUAUUUGAAGCUAAUUUAUUAAUAUUUUAUUCGCUUUGUAAAGUACUAACACAUUAUAUAUUAAACUUUAAUUAAUUUUCAAUGAAAUAAAAAGGAGUUGGUACACCUUUCUCUUAAA